This is a messenger RNA of Trichobilharzia regenti, 1075 nucleotides long. The record is from the annotation of a GenBank genome assembly. Lineage: Eukaryota; Metazoa; Platyhelminthes; Trematoda; Strigeidida; Schistosomatidae.
UUCCUUUUAUAUGUUGGUGUAACAAUAAACAAAUAUCAAACGGCCAAUCGGUGUUUUGGUUUUUUCGUCCGUUAUAACUAAGCGUUUCUGAAAUCUUCGAAGAACAGCGUGGGCCCGAGCGUAGCGAGAGCUGGGCAUUAACGGUUUAUGAGACGUGGCUGACAGUUUCUGACGGCAGAAACAGAUCUGGCGGAUUCAAACAGUUGGUGAAAGUUUGGAUAGUCGCCGUUCAUUUUUCCUGGUGCCGGUCAAGUCCUCUUUGAACAAGCAAUAUCUGGAACAUUUUUGGAAUUGGGUCAAGUUCAACAAUGCCUGGGUCAAAGAAGGGACAGAGUGUCUUGGAAGCAAACAAAAAAAGUAAGUCAUGGUGACUUGUAUGUUACUUGUAACGAUGUGUCUGAUGUUAAGCAUGACAUGGUUGAUAUUACUGUUUCGCCGUUCAGGGAUAAUAGGAACAUCAAACUCCCUAAAUUAGAACCACGGUGUUUUGAUGGAAACCCGGCCGAUUAUUUACAGUUUGUUAAGGCGUUUGAGAUCAUGUUGAGUGGUUUUUUAUUAAAUGAUGAAUUGAAGUUAAUGUAUUUGAUGAGGUAUUGCACUGGAGAUGCUGCAAGAGCUAUACAGUGCUGUAAGCUCAUGACCCCUAAUGAGGGAUACGCUGAGGCUAUGGGCAUACUACGUCAAAGGUUUGGAAGACCUUCAAUGAUUGUAGGGAAAUUAUUCGAGGCUGUAAAGGGUAAUGGUGGUCAAUUACAGGAUGACUCCCAGGCACUUAUUGAGAUUUUGGAUAAUUUGCUAAUUUACAAGAAUGGAAUGAUUUCGAUGAAUCACAUGAGUGACCUCAACUAGAGUUUUAUACUAGAAGUAAUAGCAAGACGUCUACCUACUCGACUGCAAAGGAAGUGGGUGAAGAUAAGAUCCCGUAUGGAGCCAAAGUUUGAUGAUAUCCUGAAACUGGUAAAUACUAGUGUCAAUCAAUCUAUGAGCAAGUUCGCUAGUCUACUACAUCUCACCACUAGAAUAGAGCAGUCUGAGCGUAAAACGCAAUCAUUGAUGACGAAAGGGCCUCAGAGUG